Molecule: messenger RNA, 1839 nt
Organism: Vicia faba (fava bean)
Lineage: Eukaryota; Viridiplantae; Streptophyta; Magnoliopsida; Fabales; Fabaceae
Source: the annotation of a GenBank genome assembly
AUGGCGACAUACUUUCAUAAUAAUUCAGAAAUUCAAGGUGGUUCUACCGACGGACUUCAAACACUGAUAUUUAUGAAUCCGUCGGGAUACAUCAAUUACUCCGACACGCCGCCGCAACAGCAGCAACAGAAUCUUGUUUUUCUCAAUUCAGCCGCCGCACUCGCCGGAAACACUUCACUACAACAACAGAGUUUAUCUCAUCCGCCACCACAGUUCGUCGGGGUGCCACUCUCGGUGGAACACUCUGUACACGGCCAUCAUGAUGUCUCCGCCCUGCAUGGCUUCCCACCGCGCAUGCAGUACAACAUGUGGAACGCGGCUGAUCCAAGUUCGGUGGCGCGUGAGGGAACACGCGCUACUCAAGGACUGUCUUUAAGCCUACACGCGCAAGGGUCGGGCGAGGACGGUGGACAGUGUUCCUCUGUCUCCGCCGGGGUUUCCGGGAUUCAGAGUGUGUUCUUGAGUUCUAAGUAUUUGAAGGCUACUCAGGAGUUGCUUGACGAGGUUGUUAAUGUUAAUGGUGGGAUUAAGGUUGAAAGUGUUAAGAAGAGUUUUGAGAAAAAUAAGGUUGUUGGAGAAUCUUCAACGGCGGUUAGUGGUGACGGUGGUUCUGUUGGUGGUGGUGGUAAUGGAAAUGGAAAACGUAGCUCUGAGUUAUCAACUACUGAGAGACAAGAAAUUCAGAUGAAGAAAGCAAAGUUAAUUAACAUGCUUGAUGAAGUGGAACAAAGAUACAGACAAUACCACAACCAAAUGCAGAUGGUGAUAUCCUCAUUUGAGCAAGUUGCAGGGAUUGGUUCUGCAAGAACAUACACUGCACUUGCACUUCAAACGAUUUCGAAGCAAUUUCGGUGCUUAAAAGAUGCUAUCACAGGCCAAAUUAGAGCUGCAAAUAAGAGUUUAGGCGAAGAUGAUAGUUUUGGUGGCAAAAUUGAAGGGUCAAGGCUCAAAUAUGUUGAUCAUCAUUUGAGACAACAAAGAGCUAUUCAACAAUUGGGUAUGAUUCAUCAUAAUGCUUGGAGACCUCAAAGAGGAUUGCCUGAAAGAUCGGUUUCGGUUCUUCGUGCUUGGCUUUUUGAGCACUUCCUUCACCCUUAUCCAAAGGAUUCUGAUAAACAUAUGCUUGCAAAACAAACAGGACUAACUAGGAGCCAGGUUUCGAAUUGGUUCAUAAAUGCACGAGUUCGACUUUGGAAACCAAUGGUGGAAGAAAUGUACACGGAAGAGAUGAAGGAUCAAGAGACAAAUGGUUCCGAGGAAAACAAAUCAAGCAAGAACACCGAUGAAGAUCCUUCGAUGAAAACACCAACUCCACAAGAAAGAGUUCCAACUUCAGAAACAGAAUCCAAAAGUUUCAAUUCUAAACAAGACAUUUCUAUAGUUCCGGUUUCAACGCAAUCAACUUCACCAAUUGGUGUCAAUGUUAGAAACAAUUCAGGAUUCAGCUUCACAGAGCUUGAUGGAAUAACACAAGCGAGUCCGAAAAGAACAAGGAACCAUGAGAUUAUUCAUUCUCCGAAUCAUAAUGAGACGGAAAAUAAUGAACAAAUUUCGAUGAAAUUUGGUGACGAUAGACAAAGUAGAGAUGGUUAUUGUUUCAUGGGAAACCAAACUAAUUUCAUCGCCGGAUUUGGUCAAUACCCUAUGGAGGAAAUCGGAAGAUUUGACGCGGAAGAAUUCGCGCCGAGGUUUUCAGGAAGAAGGUUGGAAAUGAAUGAAACAAAUGAGUUUGGUGCUAUAAACAAUUCAAAUUCUCAUUCUUCGGCCGCAUUUGAGAGUAUCAACAUGCAGAAUCCAAAGAGGUUCGCUGCACAAUUGUUACCCGAUUUUGUGGCCUAA